Messenger RNA from Tricharina praecox, 2175 nucleotides. Its product is annotated as asparaginase-domain-containing protein. NCBI's taxonomy places the organism in Eukaryota, Fungi, Ascomycota, Pezizomycetes, Pezizales, Pyronemataceae. Bases 389 to 2080 code for a protein of 563 amino acids. The transcript is spliced from 8 exons. Gene Ontology annotation, molecular function: asparaginase activity; protein binding. The record is from RefSeq and is a predicted model, not a curated record.
GCUUGCGGGUUCCUCUACGAACAGGUUCCGGGAUCGAGGAUGAUAAAUAGAUGGAGACAUGCGUGCGGGACGGGAGCUACUCUACGGUAUCUGCCCUGACGAAAGACACAUUUUUUUCCUUUCCCGAAUCAAAGAGGAGUCACACGACAAGAACUAUAAACCAUAUGCCCCUUCUGUUGUUGGCCGCUAACUCAGCUAAGAUCGGCCAUCGCAAAGUCGCAGCUCCAGCUUCAGCUCCAGCUUGACAGCUCGACUGCUACCCCUCGCACUCAAUUGAUUUUAGGUCUCAAGUCCCCAUCCACCUCCGGCCCGCGUAUCUUAGCGAACGGACAGCGGACGAAAGCACGACACCGGACUCCCGCGAUCGUCUCAUCUACCUAACCCCACCAUGGCGCCCCCACCCCCGCCUCCGCCACCACCACCGACCGAGUUCUACAACGGCUUCCGCAGCAAUGUGACAACCGCGGCACCGUCGCCCACAGCAUCGACAUUCAAUCUCAACCUUGGCAUUAGUCUCAAUGUCGAGCCGGUGGAUAACCUGCCCGAGAGUCGGGUGUUGAUCAUCAUGACUGGCGGGACCAUCUGCAUGCAGAGGAGCGAGAAUGGUUAUGUUCCGGCGACCGGGUUUUUGGAUAAUGCCCUGAGACCUCGGCCGUCGUUCAAUGAUGGGUCACCGCCGAAACCGGUGCCCGUGGUCAUGGAGGACGGGAAGGUGGAGAUGAUGGAUACUUUGAGAACUCCGCCGUCAAAGUACUCGAGGCGCGUACGGUUCGUCGGGUUGGAGUUUAAUCCAUUGCUUGAUAGCUCCAGCAUCAAUGCCAAGGGCUGGGUCAAGAUUGCGAAGACCAUUGAGCGCAAUUACCAGCUAUUCGAUUCGUUCGUGAUCCUACACGGAACCGAUAGUCUGGCAUACACGAGCUCGGCAUUGAGUUUCAUGAUCAACAACCUCGGAAAGCCGGUGAUCUUGACUGGUUCUCAGGCACCAAUGUCCGAGCUGCACAACGAUGCCACGGACAACCUCCUCGGCAGUCUCAUCAUCGCCGGCCACUACAUGAUCCCCGAGGUGUGUCUGUUCUUCAACCAUAAGCUGUUCCGAGGAAACCGGGCAACCAAGACCAACGCGCACGACUUCGCUGCAUUCUCCUCGCCCAACCACCCGGCGCUGGCAAAGGUCGGGAUUUCGACUACCGUGAACUGGGGUUUCGUUCGACGCCCGUCCAGGAUCUCGCCUUUCAGUGUCCAGACGGACUUUGAAACGAGCCAUGUGGCGUGUCUGCGAGUGUUCCCGGGAAUCCUGCCGCAGAUGGUCCGCGGUGUGCUGCAGCUGCCUGGGCUGAGGGGUUUGAUCCUGGAGACUUUUGGUGCCGGGAAUGCUCCGGAGGAUGCAGAGCUUACCGAUGCGUUGAGGGAUGGGAUUGAGCGGGGUAUCGUCGUCGUGAAUGUCACACAGUGCCAGGUGGGGACCGUCAGUCCUCUCUAUGCAUCCGCAACGGCGCUGGCUAGAGCUGGAGUUGUGUUCGGUCUCGACAUGACCACCGAGGCCGCACUUACAAAACUAUCCUGUCUCCUCGCAAACCCGACCCUCUCAGCACCAGAAAUUAGAAAACUCAUGUCCCGGUCCAUGCGCGGAGAGCUCACGGAGCAAUCGGAGAUCCAUUUCUCACAUCCUAAUGCUGAGCUCCCGCCAGCUUUGUCUUCAUUGAGUGCUUUGGGCUAUGCCAUCCAGGAUCAGAAUCUGGACGACAUCCGUAUCAUCAUCAAGGAGUCAAACCAGUUCUUGCUUAAUCAGUUCGAUUAUUCGGGGAAUACGCCAUUGCACAUUGCCGCGAUCUCGCCAGGUCUAGGAAUCCUCCGCGAAUUCCUGAGCCAAGGAGCCAGUGUCCAUCUUAGGAAUCGCGACGGACGAACCCCGCUGUUCCUUGCUGCGGACGCAGGGAAGCUGGAGAAUGUUAGGCUGCUCAAGGAGAGUGGUGCGCAUCUGCACGCCGAGGAGAGCGAGAUGGCCACCAUGCUGAAGAAGCGCGCGGCCGCGGCUGGCGAGGAGGUCAAGAGGACGUGUUGGGAUCUUGCGGGGGCGUGAUAGGAAGGUUAUGGCUGUGAAGAUACCCGGGAAAGAGGUGUUUGGGCGUCGUGGUGGUAGCGGGAAGGGAAGUUUGUUCUUUUGCUGGUCUGGGG